This is a messenger RNA of Silurus meridionalis, 1603 nucleotides long. It is a transcript of the gene cpa6, whose product is annotated as carboxypeptidase A6. NCBI's taxonomy places the organism in Eukaryota, Metazoa, Chordata, Actinopteri, Siluriformes, Siluridae. The coding region runs from base 158 to 1465 and encodes 435 amino acids. Gene Ontology annotation, molecular function: metallocarboxypeptidase activity; zinc ion binding. The transcript has 11 exons. Gene Ontology annotation, biological process: proteolysis. The record is from RefSeq and is a predicted model, not a curated record.
UCGCACGCACUUUAAAAGUCGAGAUGUGCGCGCGCUGUUCCGCACCUGAGCUCUCGCACCUCCGCAGUCCGAGCAGGAACCGGGGAAGAACCCUGCAACGCUUCAUCUCCUCUCCGCAUGAAGAUCUGAGGAAGGAGAAGAACCUGCAGCUUACAACAUGGCAUCGGAAGUGAAGAGCGCGCGCUCUGCGCUUCUCCUCGGAUUGCUUGUGUUUUCUAAUCCCGCGUGCGCCUACCUCUACAACAACCGCUAUGUUGGUGAUCAGGUUCUAAGAAUAAUUCCCACCAGUCCCGGAGAGAUCCUUUAUCUCAAGCAGCUUUUUCGGAACAUAACGGUGGACCUCUGGCAGCCGAGCAGCUCUAACCUUAUCCUGGAAGGCAAGGCGGUAGAUGUCCAUGUGGGACGAGACAGGACAGGACGUCUCAAAAACCUUCUCAGCCAGGCACAAAUUCAGCAUGAGCUGCUUAUUUCUGAUGUACAGCGAGAAAUGGAGAAACAGACAGGGUAUCGGUCAAACAGAAAACGCAGAUCAGCAUUCCAGUACGAUUACGAAGUGUAUCACCCUCUGGAGGAGAUCCAAAAUUGGAUGUUUGAGAUGAACCGGACACACCCACACCUAGUGGACUUGUUUUCGAUUGGACGGUCCUACGAAGGACGGCCUCUUUAUGUGCUCCAGUUGGGAAAUCGAGUUCGGACCAGCAAGAAGGCCGUGUGGAUGGACUGCGGCGUUCAUGCACGGGAAUGGAUCGGCCCCGCCUUCUGUCAGUGGUUUGUGAAGGAAGCUUUGAACUCCUAUCAGCACGACUCCAGCCUGAGGCGCCUGUUAAAGCAGCUGAACUUCUACGUCAUGCCCGUCUUCAACGUUGAUGGAUAUCACUACAGCUGGAAAAGUGAUCGCUUCUGGAGAAAAACACGAUCCAAAAAAGCAAAGUACCACUGCCGUGGCGUCGACGCCAACCGUAACUUUAAAGUCAAGUGGUGUGAAGAAGGCGCCUCCACGCACCCUUGUGACGACACCUACUGUGGCCCGUUCCCCGAGUCCGAGCCAGAGGUGAAGGCUGUCUCGCAGUUCCUGCGCAAGCACAGAAAACACACAAGGGCUUAUAUAUCCAUCCACGCCUACGCUCAGAUGCUCCUCUACCCUUACUCUUACAAAUACGGCACCAUCCCCAAUUUCGACUGCGUGGAAACAGCGGCUCAGAGUGCAGUGAGUGCCCUUUACUCCGCAUAUGGAGUCAGGUACAGAUACGGCCCUGCCUCUACCACACUGUACGUGAGCUCAGGGAGCUCUAUAGACUGGGCCUAUAAGAACGGCAUCCCCUACGCUUUCGCCUUCGAGCUGCGCGACACGGGUCAUUACGGCUUCCUACUGCCAGAGUCCCUGAUUGGUCCCACCUGCACCGAGACCAUGAGGGCAGUAAGGACCAUCGCCUCGGGCCUGCUGAAGAAGAAAUGCUCAGGAUGAAGAAAUAGCACACUAUCUUUCUUUCUUUCGUUCUUUUGUUAAUAUGAUUAUGAAUUAUUUUUUUUCUUAAUUUCUUCUUUCUAUCUUUCAUAAGUUUUUUUCAUUCAUUCAUUCAGUCUCUUUUUUUUAUUUUUACAA